UUGUUUGGGGGGGGUUCGGUUGCGGGGGUGGGGGGGGGGAGUUGAGGGAUUGCGGGGGACGUUGUUGUGUUUUUGUAAUUGCUUGUGCUAUGGCUUUGUCUCAGGUUAUUUCAGUAAGAACGCCCUUGAUCGUCCCUGGCACCGAGCCAAUGACUCGAUGACCGUUAUGUAUAUUUACUCCAGUAAGAACGCCCUUGAUCGUCCCUGGCACCGAGCCAAUGACUCGAUGAUCGUUAUGUAUAUUUACUCCAGUAAGAACGCCCUUGAUCGUCCCUGGCACCGAGCCAAUGACUCGAUGAUCGUUAUGUAUAUUUACUUCAGUAAGAACGCCCUUGAUCGUCCCUGGCACCGAGCCAAUGAUUCGGAUGAUCGUUAUGUAUAUUAUUAGGUCAAUAAGAACGUCCUUACUCGUGCCUGGCACCGAGCCAAUGAUUCGGAUUAUUGUUAUGUGUAUUUAUUUCAGUGAGAACGCCAUUGGUCGUCCCUGGUACCGAGCUAAUGACAUGGAUGCUAGUAACGAGAAGGCGAGAAAGGCGUACAAAGCCUUAAUGACUAUCACCAUCCGGAAACCUACGAGUCCCGAGUUCAUACAAUUCUCGGAGGAGGUGAAACGAACAGCCAGCGAAUUAUACCCGAACGUUUCCAACGGCGAUGGACAGGUAAACCGUUUCGUGGAAGCGUUUUAUGAUGGUGUUAUUCUGUACGGCCUAGCACUGAACGAAACUUUGGCGGCUAACGGGAAUGUUUCUGAUGGUUCAGCUAUCACACAGCGGAUGUGGAACAGGACUUUUGAAGGUUCAAGGGCCAUAACUCUUCAAAAAUGGGUAAAUCGCCACGAAUUUCAAACAUGAUCUACAACAGUACGAGAUAAAGAUAUACACAAUAUUUGUCCUCCAGAUCUCAAAGCAUUGUGGAAAAAGAAAAUCCAUAAAACUAUAUGUGGUUCAGACAGAUAGACAGACAGAUAGACAGACAGACAUACAGAAGGACGGAGAUGAAACUAAUAAACUAAUGUUAUAUUAACUUGUCAGUGGCAAUAUAAAACAUUGUGUGUGAUUUCUCACCAGUAUGAGUUAAUGUACAAUUUAUGCUGCUUCAAGCAAAACGUUUUGUGCACUUUUCACAUUUGAAUAAAACUAUCACCAGUAGGAGUCUGUAUAUGUUCUUUCAAAAUGGAACUUUUUGUAAAACCUUUUGUGCACACAACGCAUUGGAAGGGUUUCUCGCCAAUACGAAUAAACAUGUCUUCUUUGUUUUGUGUUUUUCAAACUAGAUUUCUGUGUAAAACAUUGUUUACAUUUCACAUUUGAAAGAUUUUUCACCGAAAUUAUAUGGGGGGUUUUUCAAAGUGUAUUUCUGUAUAAAAUGUUUUGAGCACAUAUCACAUUUGAAAGGUUUUUGCCACACAUAAAAUCUCUGUCUGGCAAGAAUCAGGAAGGAUGGAAAUGUUUUAUUUAACGACAUACUAAAUACAUUUUAUUUACGGUUAUAUGGCAUCAGACAUAUAUUAAGAGAGGAAACCUGCUGUCGCCACUUCAUGAAUCUUUUAUAU
Messenger RNA from Gigantopelta aegis, 1552 nucleotides. RefSeq names its product atrial natriuretic peptide receptor 1-like. The coding region runs from base 357 to 851 and encodes 164 amino acids. Gene Ontology annotation, molecular function: peptide hormone binding; natriuretic peptide receptor activity. The record is from RefSeq and is a predicted model, not a curated record. Gene Ontology annotation, biological process: regulation of blood pressure; vasodilation. The transcript is spliced from 3 exons. Lineage: Eukaryota; Metazoa; Mollusca; Gastropoda; Neomphalida; Peltospiridae.